Molecule: messenger RNA, 2932 nt
Organism: Hyalella azteca
Lineage: Eukaryota; Metazoa; Arthropoda; Malacostraca; Amphipoda; Hyalellidae
Gene: msl-3
Product: male-specific lethal 3 homolog
Exons: 15
Coding region: 569-2077 (502 amino acids)
Biological process (GO): chromatin organization; regulation of DNA-templated transcription
Cellular component (GO): NuA4 histone acetyltransferase complex; MSL complex; nucleus
Source: RefSeq, a predicted model, not a curated record
UAAAAACCUCAGCUCAAUCUUUACAAGUUUUAGUAUUCAGUGCGGAAUGUGCUGUAUGCAAUGGUGUUAAUCCAUACAUAUAACUGACAGCUCAAUUGAAUUUGGUCCUUUCAUCUUUGGAAAUGAACAAAAGAAUCUCAUAUUAUCACUGUCAUUUUUUUUUUCAUAUAAAAAAUUUUGCUUGUUUGCUUGCUUGGCUGCGAUUUGCACAUGUUGCCUGAAAGUGCCAAAGAAAAGUUUUUUUUAUAGUAUUAAGCCUUGAACAAAACAUACCUAUAUGCCAAAAAUAUUGGUGAAAGUAAAGCAGUUUCUUGAGAAGUUGAGAAUGUGAUCUUAAUUCCAGGGCACUGCAAUAAUUAAAAUUAUUACACAAUUAAGGAAUUGCUUGUCAUUAACACUGUAAAUGCUUUUUUAUUCAUCAACACAUGGAAGUACAAGAUGGCUGUGAGCAGUUCCAAUGACCAACUCAGCAACUCUUGGCUCACCCAGAUCGCCAUACUUGUAUAGGAAGGAUUGCUGGGCUUCACAAUGUUGGCUGAAAGUUGCUGCAUGCUAACUAGACCUCAAGAUGGUUUCCACAAGAGGCAUUAAAUCCAGAUUUUGUGAAGGCGAGCGUGUGCUCUGUUAUGAGCCAGAUCCAACUAAAGCCAAAGUGCUCUAUGAGUCAAAAGUUUUACAAACAGUUUACAAGCAAGAUAACCGGGGCAAGAAACAAAUUGAAUAUCUCAUCCAUUUCCAGGGCUGGAAUGCAUCUUGGGACCGAUGUGUUGACGAAGAUCUUGUGCUCAAAGAUACUGAGGAAAACAGAGAGUUGCAGAGGCGUCUGAUGGAAGAAGCCCAAAUCAAGUUGAAAGAGAAGAAGAAAAAGCGACGACUUUCUGACACUAUCCGUGAGAUUGUACAGGAGAGGCACAGGAAAGAACGAACAGGCUCGGAUGCUGGCUCGCAGUUGGGCGCCACGGACGAUGAUGACCAGGGCUCACUCACCUCCGAUGCUGACAGUUCGGUGGCUUUAAGCAGUCGAAACAACAAUGGCCGUGAUGGAGCAGCAACAGUGGAAGGCUGGGGCGAAGCCCCUCGACAGACAGCCGUGUCUUCAGACUCUAAGGAAGCUGACUACCUCAAGGAGUUCCCACUAGAAAUUCCUGCAGUGCUGAAAUCGGUACUUGAGCGAGAUCACUUCUUCAUCAAGGAAAAGAAUAAGUUGGUGCAGCUGCCAUGUCCCCCGGCAGCGCUGACGGUGCUUGAGAGCUACGUGGUGUUCUUCGCGUCACGGUACCUCGCGCGGACCAGCGAGCGCCGCCGCAGCGAAACACGGCUCAAGGAUAAGGCUUACCUCACGCUCGGCCUGUGCAAGGAGGUGAUGGACGGCCUGCGCGUGCUCUUUGACUUCCACCUGAAGAGUCACCUCCUCUACACUGAAGAGGCCCACCAGGCCGCCUCCCUCGCCUCGUCUCAGCCUCCGCCCUACCUUCUCAAGUCCUCACUUGCUGCCUCACCACCCAGAUCGACUGAUGAGAGCAGUGCCAAGGAGGAGAUAAAAGCAAAACUGCCCGAUGACAAAUCUCAUGACCCCGGCGGCCGGCGUCUCACGCGCUCCAGUGGCGGCCGCGCCACCGUAGCGUCCGCUGAGGCCCCAGUGCCGUCACCCUACACAUGUGACUCAGGACGGAGCACUCCUGUGACGACGAGCAGCAGCAGCGGCGUUGCUCAGCAACAACAGCAGCAAGCAACUGCAGGGCUGACGACGAGCGGUAGUGUGGUGAGUAACAGCGUCGGUGCUUCGACCGCCACGUCGCUUUCCUCCCUGGGGCCGCUGUCGCAUGACCUGCUGCAGUGGACGCUCCUCCCCUCCCAGCAUCGUCAUGCUGGUAUCCCCAUUCUCCUCUAUGGGCCUCUGCACCUGCUCAGGCUCUUCGUGAAGUUGCCGGAAAUCGUGUACAGGAUGAACUUGUCACCGGAGAAGCGGAAGAUCGUGUUGAAGCAUCUGCAGCUGUUCUUGGAGUAUUUAGAAGUGCACAGCCAGGAGUUCUUCUCAGAAGCCCUCUACAUAAACAACGCUGCCGAAAAGUGUUGAAAAGAUGAGAUGAUUUAUCUUAGCUGGCUGUGAGAGUAGUUAAAAUUUGAAGGCUGCGAGCCCCCAACAGUAUUUGAAACACCGGACGUUGGUGAUAUUUUUCGACGAUUUUAUGUAGAAGUUUUUUUUUUACAUUCAUCUAUUGCGUUCCUUUUCAACUAUACUGUUGCUUACUUGAGCCACAUUUUCUACUGGCUUCUUCCACGUCCACAUCCAUAUUAAGUAUUGCCCAGAGUAGGGAGUGCGGCCUCGCUGGCCACAGUCUCUGCCAUGCGCUUAUUAACAGGGCUAUGUUGCUCUCGAUUGCCUGUAUUAUUUAAUAACUAUGAUUUAUAAGUGUUUGUGUGACCCACGUCGUACCUGAAAUAAAAUAUAGAUUUCUGUCUUGUCGCUCUUCCAGAAAAAAUCAGUGCUUGUAUUAAUUACAUGUUUUUUUAUUGUGUACAUACAUAUAUAAAUAGUCAAUAUAAAUAUCACUUCGGACCGGCAAUAAACGUUUCACUCUGAAUAUUCUCGCCUUGGAGUAAUGUUUGAAUGAUUUCGAAACGUUAACGAAGUUCCCUGGAACCAUUGCCUUUCUGGGUCUGGAUUUCUCCGACUGCAUUUGCUCAUGAAGGCUAAUUAUGUGAGGGCGCAACAACGACUUAGAGUUCAAUUGUUAAUUUGAACAUAGACAAGGUAAUGCGCGACAAGACUGUUGAAAUGCAAAUAUUCUAAUGAUCAUGUUAUAUAUUAGAGAGCGUCAUUUCACUCGUUUCUCGUGUUAUCGUCGACUGGAAUCGACAAUCGUUGUAUCCGACAACGCCGUUGAGAAGUGAUGCCAUAGGUCCAAUAAAAUGCUCGUCUCGAAUGAAA